AUGUCAUACUCUGGCACAGGAACCAAGGCUGACCUGGACAACCACGGGGAGCAGUUGAAUCCCACCAGUCCCAAAUAUCAAGGACCUACGCCCCCUAACCCUGGCUACAGUGGCAAGGGAACCAAGGCUGAUCUAGACAACCAUGCCAACCAAGGGAACCCCAACAACUCCCGCUACCAAACCUUCAAAGCUACAACCCCCCCCCAUGCCAACCAGUGCAACCCCAACCAUCCCGAAUAUAAAGGACACGAAUCUGGCUACAGUGGCACGGGAACCAAGGCUGAUCUAGACAACCAUGCCAACCAGGGAACCCCAACCACCCUAGCUACCAGGAACCAAAGAAAUAGCACGACAGAAAAAACUAGUACAGCAGAAAAAUGGACUUGUAGUAAUCGAACUAAAGAAUAUGACUAUUAUAUAGUAGCUGAAACUGUCAUUGAAUUGCUAGUGAGAAGUAUUAUAAUUAUGUAUAUACAUGUUAGUAGCUAUAAUUAUAAGCAAUAUCCCUAUCAUUAUACAAAUACAGUCAGUGAUUUCCCUGAAAACCUGUUUCUAGCAAGCUUUGCACAGAAAAUUGAUUGCCCUACUAUAAUAAUUAUAGAGAAGUAUAUCCUCAAAGUUACAGAACCUCUCUCUUUUAACAAACAAGUCUCUCAAACAGUCCAACAAUGUCUACUAGUGAAGGUAUUUAAAUACACAGGUGCAAGAACCAAAGCUGACCUGGAUAACCACAGCGAUACUUGUAAUCCCAACAAUGCCAAAUACAAAGGAUAUAACUGUCGCUACGGUGGCACGGGCGACAAGCCUGAUCUAGACAACCACUCAAGACAAAAAGACCCCAAAAACCCUCGCUACCAGGCACCAAAGAAAUAGUAAAAGACAUACAGAAAAACAGACUUGUAGCUAGUAAGAAAGAUUAUUAGAAGCUGAAACUGUCAUUGAAUUGUAGUAUGUAUUUCUUUGCUUACAUGUAUACAUGUAUGUCCCCCUGCUAUAAUUAUGUUAUAGACUUA
Messenger RNA from Halichondria panicea, 1013 nucleotides. RefSeq lists its product as uncharacterized. The record is from RefSeq and is a predicted model, not a curated record. The transcript has 3 exons. NCBI's taxonomy places the organism in Eukaryota, Metazoa, Porifera, Demospongiae, Suberitida, Halichondriidae. Bases 1 to 873 code for a protein of 290 amino acids.